This is a messenger RNA of Drosophila navojoa, 2307 nucleotides long. Its product is annotated as sarcoplasmic calcium-binding protein. The record is from RefSeq and is a predicted model, not a curated record. Lineage: Eukaryota; Metazoa; Arthropoda; Insecta; Diptera; Drosophilidae. Gene Ontology annotation, molecular function: calcium ion binding.
UCGGUGUCAAAACGAUUUUGAACGCGCCAGCGAACGGUUGUGUUGAACGGAAAGAAAUCAAAGAAGUUCAAGAAAAACAAGAAGACGAAUAAGAAGUUGAAGAGGAGCUGAAAAGUGUAAUACGCAAAAGCAAACAAAAGUGCAACUUUGUUUAAAGAAAAACAUUUUUGAAAUUGUGACUUUUAAACCGGUUGUUAAAUGCGCGCUGCUACUGCAACAAUCAACUGUAAAACAACAAAAACAACAAUACCUGCAGCAAAGCAACGCCGUCAGCUUGCACAUUUUUUUUCGCUUGCCUGAUACAGGGGAUAACAGCAAGAAAGAAGAGCAAACAAAUAAAGAGAGUUUAAAUACUCAAUUUAACCGUUAAGUCGGGAUCAAUAUAUAAAAUACCAGCGACAACAACAACAAAAACAACACUAAACAUGGCACUCUCCAUUGUGAGCCGCAGUCUAUUGCGUACUUCGAGAGAAAUCCUGGAACGCAAUAUGGCCGCAACGGUGGGCGCACUGCAGCAGCAGCAGCACCAGCCCCUUUCCACCUUUCCAACAAGCGAUUGCAACAACAAUCGCCUGGUGUCUGGUUCAGCACAUGGUGCAUGGAGCCUUGUCUACCGUCCGGCAACUGCGCUGCAGAAUGUGCGCCUAUAUUCAAAGAAAGCUGCUGGAGCAGCCACUAUGCGCCGCCAGGACAGCGAUUCGGACUCCGAUUCGGAUGACGAGUUCGAACGACGUCGCAGAAAUGCCAAUGUGAAGCAUAGCGAACGGGGCGAUUCUGAGUUCUGGCGCCGCAAAAUGCGCACCCUGCAUCGCAUCAUGGAUGUCAAUCACGAUGGCGUCAUCUCGUACGAUGAUUUCAAGCUGUUGGCGAAACGCUUCAGCGAUUUGGGCCAUUUGUCAGACGAGAUGGCCGAAGAAUUCAACGAGGUGAUCAAACAGACCUGGGAGGAGCAAUUCGGCGAGAUAACCCCAUAUAAUCUAGUGACUGCCGAGCAGUUCCUAACCGAUUUGCAUCAUCGACUGAACGACAAGAAAAUGGCUAAGCGCAUUGGUCGCUUUUUGCCCUAUUUGUUUAAGGCCGUUGACUUCGAUCACACUGGCCAUUUGGAUCUCGAACAAUAUAAGCUCUUCUUCCGCUGUCUGGGACUAUCUGAAGAGGAUGCUGCCAUUUCAUUCGCUGUGAUAGACAAGAAUGGCGAUGGCCAGGUGUCGCUCAAGGAGUUUGUACAUUUGGGUCGUCAAUUCUUUUUAACCGAAGAUGAAACCAAAAUAUCGAAAAUGUUCUGGGGCCCGCUGAUUGCUGAUCAUUGACGCGUUGCAGUCACUGCUGUAGAUCAACAUUAUGUUCGCUAUGCAAACAACAAUACCGAGCCAAUGCUGCCAACAACAACAUCAACAACGAUUCCAACACGCGCGCAGAUGGCGUGCGGCAGUUGGCCAUAUCUACAGCAUGUGGCGCUGCAUAAAUCGGGACCAUUCACAAGGCAAACGACAAGCGACAUUAACACAACUAACAACAAGAGCGUUAACAACAACAACAACAACAACAUCACAAGCAUCAACUGCAACAGCGACAUCAACAAAACCAACAUCAACAUCAAUCCCAACGCCAACACCAUCAAUUUGAUCACAAUUAGAAAUAUGAGCAUUUAUAAUUAUUUACGUCAACAUUUCAAUGCGGCCGGCAAACGCAAUCGUCGCUAUUCGACGGACAGCGAUGAGGAUGUGCCUCCGCCCUCGCCAAAGGUGCGCAAACACAAUCAUUACAAUCAUAACAGAGACAACAACAACAACAACAACAAUCACAACAACAAUCAGCAAAAGAGUGGAAGCCACCAGGGGAGGCGGGAGCAGCACGGCAAUCAGAGCCCCAAUUCUAAUAUGCAUAGUUAUGAUAUAAGAUUUUUUUUCUAUAUUAAUUCGCUUAUACUAUUCACAAUGUCCUGCCGUCAGUAUGAGGGCGAGGAUCUGAAGCAUUUCAUUGUUAAGCACAUAAGAGAAUUCGAUCGGCUGCGCCGCAAGGCGCGCAAGCGACGCAAGCGUAAAACUAAGCCAACAGCUUCAUUGCCAUUGUGAGAGCAAAGAGAAGUCGAGGCAAAUGUUUUCAUCUAUUUUUUUUUUUAGAUUAUACUACAAUUGAUAUAUACAUAUAUAAACAUGUAAAAAUAAUAAUAAAAACAAAAAGAACUACUAAAAUCUUAUUAGUAAGUGUAAUUUAUCUGCCAGACAAACCAGAUUGUAAUUGCAGAAGGCAAAUUCCAAUAUUUAAAAUCAGCGACAUGAAAUUUACGAUAAACCCAAAUCAAAG